Messenger RNA from Oncorhynchus gorbuscha (pink salmon), 2087 nucleotides. Its product is annotated as cytoplasmic tRNA 2-thiolation protein 2-like. Lineage: Eukaryota; Metazoa; Chordata; Actinopteri; Salmoniformes; Salmonidae. Gene Ontology annotation, biological process: tRNA wobble position uridine thiolation. Gene Ontology annotation, molecular function: sulfurtransferase activity; tRNA binding. The record is from RefSeq and is a predicted model, not a curated record. Bases 141 to 1397 code for a protein of 418 amino acids. Gene Ontology annotation, cellular component: cytosol. The transcript has 14 exons.
UCACAAUAUUUUUUUUAUUUAUCGCAGUGUGUCAAAAGUGUGUCAAAUGCAAAGAAAAUACAACUGUAUUGAUCAUCCGAGCUGGAGAUGCAUUUUGCAGGGGCUGCUUCAAGGAGUACUUCAUACACAAGUUCCGGGCCAUGCUGGGAAAGAACCGGGUCAUUUUCCCUGGAGAGAAGGUUCUUCUUGCAGUGUCUGGAGGGCCAGCCUCUAGCUCCAUGCUGUCACAGGUUCAAGAGGGUUUGAGUCGAGACGCACCCAAGAAGUUGAGAUUUGUCCCCGGAAUUAUCUACAUAGAUGAGGGCGGUGCCAGUGGUCAAAGCAUGGAAGAGCGGAAGAGGGCAGUGGCUCAACUGGAGUCAGUUUUCAGAGCCACUAAUUACCAUUACCACAUAGUCCACCUAGAGCAGGAGGCGUACAAUGAUUUGAAUGGAGUAACCAGCCCCAUCACCCCUGAACACACCCAAGCCCUUCAGAGACUGUUUGCCUCUGUGAGGACGCCGACAGCCAAAGAGGAUUUGCUACAUACACUGAGGCAGCACCUGAUUCUCCACACAGCGAGGACGCAGGGCUACACCAAGGUGAUGAUGGGGGACAGCUGCUCCCGCCUGGCCAUCAAACUGCUCAGCAACAUCUCUCUGGGGCGAGGGGCAUCGCUGGCAACGGACACGGGCUUCUCAGAUCCUCGCCACGUAGACGUGGUCAUUGUCAGACCCAUGAGGGACUACUCCUCUAAAGAAAUAGCCUAUUACAACAGAAUGUUUGACAUCCCCUCGGUCUUCAUCCCUGGCCUGGACUCUAAGGCACAAGACAAGGCCAGCAUCCAGCGCUUGACAGAGAGCUUUGUCACCAAACUCCAGACGGACUUCCCCUCUACUGUCAGCACAAUCUACAGGACCAGUGAGAAGCUCCACACCGCAUGUCUCCCUCAGAACACCAACACACAACCCUCUGCAAAGUGCCUACUGUGUGUCUGUGCCAUGGACACUAAACUAGAGGAGUUCUCUGCCUACCAGGCCACACUGAUCUCAGAGCAGCUGUCUCAGAGGCGGGGCCCAGGCCCUGAGUUCACCCCUGGUACAGCAGCAGCUCCAGGGUCGCCUCCAGCCUCCUCGGCAGGCCAGGGCCACUCCUCUGGAGGGGGCCAGAGUCAGGGCUGUGAGACUGGAGAGGGGGGCUGCAGCUCCUCUGCUAAGGAGCCAGAGACAGUGGAUCUUAAAAGCCUGUUGUGUUACAGUUGUAGACUGACCAUCAAAGACAUGACUGCAUUAGAUGCACUUCCCCAGUACAUACUGUCAGAGGCUGAGAGGAGACGGUCUCAGAUGAGGGAGGAGAUCAGUGAGUUCCUGCUAGAUGAGGCAGAGGAUGAAGCCAUCCCGAGGGUCAAUGGGUCAUAGUGACAGGACUCUGUCCAUCGGCACUGCAGUGACACUGUUCCCUUGGCAACUCUACAGCCAAGACUGUUUGUCACAAUAUAAACUAAUACCAAUUGCUUUUCUUAUUUAUUUUCAGUCAGUUUAUUAAUUAUUUGUCUAUAAGAUAACUAUAGACCGUUUAAAUCAAUCUUAACUGUGCCCAAAAUGAUUUGUACAAGGCAUUGCUUGGUGGUGAAUCUAACAUUGAUUAAGGUCUAACUAAUGAAUUGAAUAUAUGAUGCUGAAACAAUUUGUUUUUCCAUGUCAGGAAUGAGAAAGAUCAUUUAUUUGUACAGAUGAACAAUAUUUUCAUUGGUUUAGGAGCUGAAUCACAUUAUAUUGGAAAUAGAAACGAUUAUUCCACAACAGAGAUCCCAUAGCAACAACCUACAUGGUUCUACAUUAGAACUCCCAUCAGCAUCACACAGGUUCUCUGAAAAUGAGAGCAAACAUAUGGCAAUAAAGUAAAACACAUGUUUAUUAAAGUUAGGAAAGGUUUUGGUUUGACGUUUUUGCAUAUAGAUUUAUGCAUAUUACAUUUACAUUUAAGUCAUUUAGCAGACGCUCUUAUCCAGAGCGACUUACAAAUUGGUGCAUUCACCUUAUGACAUCCAGUGGAACAGUCACUUUACAACUACUCAAGCAAUGGUUGAACCAUAUUGUAACAAUUCA